Mya arenaria is the source of this 2657-nucleotide messenger RNA. RefSeq lists its product as uncharacterized. The record is from RefSeq and is a predicted model, not a curated record. Lineage: Eukaryota; Metazoa; Mollusca; Bivalvia; Myida; Myidae. Bases 22 to 1590 code for a protein of 522 amino acids. The transcript is spliced from 3 exons.
GCCCGAAUUACCUGUACAAGAAUGAACGUUUUCCGUUUGGUAAACUUCGGCCUAGUGGCAUUUUCGUGUGUGGCGUUAUUGUUUGAUUGUGUAGGCUAUAUUUGCCCAGGGUGGUGGGUCGUGUCUUUGUCGAAAUACCGUGAGCAAGAGCGGAUACCAGCUGAAUCGAUGCAGGACCAGAAUUUCACAGAAGGAAUGGUGCAGUCUGGCCAGCUCCAUCAACUUUCGCGCCGUGCAGCGCCAAAACGUAGUACCACGAAACCUGAAAGAACGCGGCGGCCAGUGGGCCGCCGUUCUACACUUGCAGGCUUACCUGCACGGUUACCUGGCGUAAAAAAGGACCCAUUGGCUCCACGCAAACAAAAACCUACCACCAGUUCGGUCACCAAGCGCGCUUGGACCGAGUACCAUAGAAUCGACUCCACCAAGCUCCCAGAAAACGGCCGGACCGAGCGCCCUGGAAUCCAGCGCUAUACACCUGCAUUGUUGGCUGGUGGCCGACCAGCCAAUAUGGCGCCUUGGAAUCCUAAUAACAGCGUCGCCAAGGGCCCUGGUAGUUUUCAACUACCAAACAACCUAAGCUCUUUUGGAAACAAUUCAUUCCUUUCGCCUCAGCUUCGUGCGCCAAAUCGUUCUUUUGAAGUUUCGAGAAGCUCGACCCCGGUCACAGGACCGUCCAAAAACCUUUCAAUCCUUUCUGAGGGACAGAGACGCGCGACAGUGCUACCGCGACAACAUGUCACAUCGCUCGGAAAUGAUGAAAUGUUGCAAAUAUGGCAGAAACUCAGACAACAAUACUCUCAAAGCAUUUCAUCAAAGGGUAAUGCUAGCUUCUGGGAGUGGGUUGAAAGCACUCCACACUCCAAUGUUUCUGACGCGCUUCUGGAACAAGCGAAGGAAUGGCUGCAGUCUCACCCGGCCGCCAUGGCAGGAUGGUCUCCAACAGCAAAAGCCCGCAGCACCAUCUCCCGGGGCGUCCAUUCCUCAGUGCUGGAAGCGGAAAUGGAGCAGCAGGGGAAGGUGAACUUCAACGUGGGGCUGUGGUAUGGCAGGAUGUGCAUACAGAACGUGUGUGGAAGCUACGGCGUAACACAGCUUGCACACCCCGCUAUGAUGUCCACGUGGCACGACCUGCGCAUCGAGGCAUCGAUGGCCGUCAUUUUCGCCCUCGUCGGAACUGCUGGCACGCUCAUCACUGUCAGACCGUCUGUGCUACGCGGUCACCAAACUGCGACUUCCGUGGUGGGCGCAGGGGGAAUGGCCCUUUCAGGGGUGAUGUACCUAGUGGCGAUUGCCCGUAUCAGCAGCCACUACUCCAUGCUCACGGAAACAUUCGCUGACGUGUACAUGUCUCAUGACGUGGGGACACCGUGGGCUGCCAUCAUUUCCGGUAUGGGAGCGUGUUGCGCGCUGGUGACGGCCGUGCUUAUGGGCGUGCGAGUAUGGGCCAUUCGCAAUGGACGUUGGGAGAAAAUGGCGGAUGAAACCUCCGUGAUUUACCAGAAGGACAGCAUCAGCCUGGCGGAGGAUAGAAAAGAGGUGAAGGGCAUGGAGAACGCCGAGUACGACAACGCUGGCUGUGAGGCGUAAGAAUUUUAUGUAUGAUGGCUGCUUUAUAUGACAUAGCAAGCAGUAUCCUGUGGUAAUGAUGGUUCGAAAUAUAACUAUAUAUGUUGCCUGUGUCGGUUGAGACGGAUUUACACGUGCGGAACUCCUCGGCCAUUUUCCAUGGAAAACAACCUCGGAUGUAUAAUUAUGGAUGCUUUACAAUGUCAGAAAUCUUAACAGUUUAACUACGCUGCGAGUAGAUCGCGUAGUAAUUUCAAUUUAGCAGUUUAACUGUUUGACUUUACCGUCAUGGGGAUCUUAAUUAUUUAUGCAAAUUAUACACUUCUCUGGCAAUCAAUUUAAACUUAGAAAUAGAAAUACAGGUUAAAACACUUCUACUAAUGAAUACUGUUAUGAACUAUUUAAACCGAUGUACCGGCAUACAUCCGAUGUUGGUUUCGAUGGAAAAUCAGUGGCCGAGAAUUCCGAAUGGGAUUUACAAAGUUGUAAUGUCAGUGUAUAUAUUUGACCUCGAGAUCUUAGCUGUUGACUGCUGCCGAGAAAUCUUAAUGAAAGUCAUUCGGAACUCCUCGGCCAUUUUUUCAAAAACAACCUCGGAUGUAUAUGGACGGUUUACAUACUUAAAAAGUGGUACGUUUAAGUCCGCUGCAAAUAGAUCGCGUAAUCUUAUUUAGUAGUUAAAAUUUAUGACUUAACUCUUGGGAAUCGUAAUUAUGUUUGCAAUAAUACACUUCACUGGCAAUCAAUUUAAACUGAGAGCAAUGAAUACAACUCUUAAACACUACAUUUAAUUAAUGAUUUUAUUCAAAAAAAAUACGGACUACUUCAACAGAUGUACCGGCAUACAUCCGAGGUUGUUUUUGAAAAAAUGGCCGAGGAGUUCCGAAUGAAUGAAAGUGAAUACCAAUUACAUCCGUGAUUCUAGGAAAACAUUGAAUGGAAACGAAUGGAUCAGAGAACUCACCACACAGCCUUCUUUUUAUAAGAGAAAGAUAAAGGCGAGUUUCAUAACUACUGCAAUUUUCUACAAGUUAAUAAUGUUCUUUAUAUCAUAUAAUGUUAAUGUGUUAUGUUUUUGUUUUAUAUUA